AAAAAGUUAAAGGAAUAUGGGGUAGACUCAGGUUCCAAAACAGCUCAGACUGGGUAGACCAAAGUGAAAAAAAAAUUAUCCUCCUUAUCUUCUCUGGAGAGUUAGUUUUUGUUACUUGAAAAAUAAACAGUGUACUCACACAAUAGAAAAUUAAAAAUACAAAAGGUUAUACAGUGAAAACCAAAGCUCUUGCUUUCCCAGCCGCCUCCCCCAGCUAGCCAGUCUGCCUCCCUGGAGGCCACCACAUUUCCUACCUGUUAUGUAUCCUUCUAGAGAAAUUCUCUGCAUUUCCAGGCAUAUCUCUCUCAUGAUGACAUUUAAGGGUGACUAAUUUUAGAUACUGCACCUUAGUCCAGGGAAAAAUCUAUGGCACGAGUCCAGAGUAGAGGAAGUCGCAGCAGCAGCACAUGUGGGGCAAACUCCAGUUUUAGUUGACAGUCACCUAAAUAUGAGUCAACUGUGAACUGAAUGCCAGAAAAAUUAGGCAAGCCCGGGAGAUAUUUAGUGUCUUGAAGCAACAAACUGCAAACAACAACAGAUGUCUUCCAUAAUCCGUGCCAGCCUCUGUGCUGGGCACUGGGGAUCCAGCGAUGACUGCUCCAGCCACUGUCCAGGCCCUCGCACAGCCUGUCUUCUGGGGAACAACCGGAGCAAUUUAGUCAUCUUACCCUGCUCUGAACGAAUGGGAGCUGACGGACAUGGUGGUGUGGGUGACGGGAGCAUCCAGUGGCAUUGGUGAGGAGCUGGCUUACCAGCUGUCGAAACUAGGAGUUUCUCUGGUGCUGUCUGCCAGGAGAGUGCAAGAGCUGGAAAGGGUGAAAAGAAGAUGCCUUGAGAAUGGCAAUUUAAAAGGAAAAGACAUACUUGUUUUGCCCUUUGACCUGACUGACAUAAGUUCGCAUGAAGUGGCGACCAAAGCGGUUCUGCAGGAGUUUGGUAAAAUCGACAUUCUGGUCAACAAUGGUGGAAGAUCCCAGCGUUCUCUGUGUGUGGAAGCCAGCAUGGAUGUCUACAAGGAGCUGAUAGAGCUUAACUACUUAGGAACCGUGUCCUUGACAAAGUGUGUUCUGCCUCACAUGAUCGAGAGGAAGCAAGGGAAGAUUGUAACUGUGAAUAGUGUCAUGGGUAUUAUGGCUGCGCCCCUUUCCAGUGGAUAUUGUGCAAGCAAACAUGCUCUUCGGGGUUUUUUUAAUGGCCUCCGAACCGAACUUGCCACGUACCCAGGUAUAGUAGUUUCUAACAUUUACCCAGGACCAGUGCAGUCGAAUAUUGUGAAGAACUCCCUACGCAAUGAUACCACACAGGCUGUGCAUAGUGAUGGAGACCAGUCCUACAAGAUGGUGACCAGUCGGUGCGUGCGGCUGAUGUUAAUCUGCAUGGCCAAUGACUUGAAAGAAGUUUGGAUUUCGGAACAACCUUUCUUGGCAAUGGCGUAUUUGUGGCAGUAUAUGCCAACCUGGGCCUUGUGGGUAACAAACAAAUUAGGGAAGAAAAGGAUUGAGAACUUUAAGAAGGGUCUGGAUGCAGAUUCUUCUUAUUGUAAAAUCUGGAAGACAAAACAUGACUGACAGAGUACUUGCAUUUUCAAGCCACUGGAGGGAGAAAUGGAAACCAUGAAAACAGCCAUCUUCUUGUGCACAGAAGACCAACUUGUGAAUUUACUUCUUAAUACAUACAACUUCCCUUCCAACAUGUAAUAAACAACAAAUAAAAGAUUACUCUGACACUUUCAAUAAAGAUGGUAAUACGUACUACA
This is a messenger RNA of Myotis myotis, 1756 nucleotides long. RefSeq names its product dehydrogenase/reductase 7 (gene DHRS7). The transcript is spliced from 7 exons. The coding region runs from base 699 to 1568 and encodes 289 amino acids. The record is from RefSeq and is a predicted model, not a curated record. Lineage: Eukaryota; Metazoa; Chordata; Mammalia; Chiroptera; Vespertilionidae. Gene Ontology annotation, molecular function: oxidoreductase activity.